AUGGGUCCGAAACUGCUCCUGAAGAUGGGCCAGGGCGGGCGUGGGGCGACAAAUACCAAUAACAAUUCUGGUCCUGCGCCACCAAACAACGGUCAGACUCGAGGUCAGCGAACCAGAUCCGGGGUCCGCAGGCCCGUUCAGAAGCCAGCUGGCGAUACAAGAAUAAUAAGAACACCUGAAGAUGAAGGGGCUCAAGAACAAACUGAACGUCCAUCAUCCACCUUCAUCACUAUACGACUCACAUCCGAAAGACUGCGCCAGGUCCUCCAAUCCACUGCAUCAAGUGGCCCGUUCAUUACCCUCAAAGUUCCAAGACGAGGUCGACGAUCUGCGGUAGGAAAGCCUUCCAGCCCCCCGGAAGUCUCAGGUUCUUCACCACCUUCCUUGCUAUCCGGCGCAGCGUCAACGUUUUCCGAAGUUCAGAGUGAUUACGGUCAGGCGACUCCUGUCGCGAACGAGCCUUCACCUCAGCUGUACCAGACAUAUGAUGAGCAACAGGCAGUCUUAGCAAACUGUGCGAUAAUUCAAGACCCGAUAUUUUCUGGCCUGCUGGACCAGGCGAAGCUACUGCAAAUCCCAGCCGCCGAGUGUAGACGAGCAACAACGCCAGAUUGGCGAGUCUCUGGCCAGAUUGAUUCUACACUGGAUCCGGCGUUGUAUCGAAUAGCCCCUAGACAUCAAGUGAUGGCUCCAGUAAAGGAUACCAGCAGCGUCCACAACACAAUCAAGGACAUUAUUCAAGAUCUGACCGAGAUACAAAUCCAAACACAUGGCUAUGUGCCUGAAACUCAAGACCUCUUGGUCGACAAAAUGACCGACUUGGCCGAAUCCUUAUCCCGGCUACAGAAUUUGACCUCUGCUACUGCAUCGCCGAACAACUAUAUCCAGCAUGUGCAGAUUGCCCCUGAAAUCGUCGAUUACGUCGACGAUGGGCGCAACCCCGACAUCUUCACGCGGGACUUUGUUGAAAAUGUUCAGCGUGGCAAUGCUGUGAUCAACGGGAAACAACAGGCCUUCAAGGAUUUUAGUGAAAUCUACGCAAAGGCUCUGAAGGAGGGCAUUCCCGGGGUGAGUAGACAGGUGGAUAGAGUCCUGGAAAGCGCGGGAUUUGAGAUUGAACAGAAAAACGAGGGCGAUGGCCCUAGUUACUCAACUUCGAAUGGACCACAUGUGCCCGAUGGUGUCUAA
This is a messenger RNA of Capronia epimyces CBS 606.96, 1188 nucleotides long. RefSeq lists its product as uncharacterized. The record is from RefSeq and is a predicted model, not a curated record. Gene Ontology annotation, cellular component: mediator complex. Gene Ontology annotation, molecular function: transcription coregulator activity. The coding region runs from base 1 to 1188 and encodes 395 amino acids. The transcript has a single exon. NCBI's taxonomy places the organism in Eukaryota, Fungi, Ascomycota, Eurotiomycetes, Chaetothyriales, Herpotrichiellaceae. Gene Ontology annotation, biological process: regulation of transcription by RNA polymerase II.